CUAUUAAUGAUGUUGUUCAAGAAGAGACCAUAAUGACUGGCUUAUGUCUCUAUGAAGUUUGCAUGAAAUGUGGAAAUUUAUUUACAAAUUUAGAGAGUUUAAAUGCACAUAAUUUAAUCCACUGCAAAACAGAAGAAGGUUCUAGUGAAGACAAAACAGCACAAAAAACUGAUUUGCAAGAUGUCAGUCCAGAUGGGCCAGGAUCAAAACAAUUUUUCUUGGACUAUCUGAAGCUACGGCCUUUAGAAGAUACACUGAAAUGCACAGACAUGCAUCAAGGGAAAAGAGUUCCUGAACUUGACCCAAUCAAUAGCUAUCAAGCUUGGCAGCUGGCCACAAAGGGCAAAGUUGCUGAGCCAUCAGAAUAUGUGAAAUAUUUGGGAUGGGAUGAAACCUUGGCAGAUGCAGAUGUGUGUUAUGACAGAGAUAAAGGCGAAUACAUUCUAAUUAAUCAGGAGAAACGCAAACGGGAACAGGAGAGUAACAACACCAGCAAUCCAAAGAAACGGAGUUGCGCAAGUGGGAGUCGCACAGAGAAAAGCAGCAGUGCUCAACCUGGUGAAAAUGCUGUUGAACCACCUAAUGAAUUGGAAUUUAGGCCACCUUCACGCCAGAGCCGCAGGUCUUCUCAGAACAAAUCCACUGAAUGCUUUGAAUGUGGGAAAAUUUUUCGAACAUAUCACCAAAUGGUGCUUCAUUCAAGAGUCCAUCGAAAAGAACGUAGAAGUUUGAGUGAAAGUGGUUCAGUUACUCACACCGACCGGUAUGGAUCAAAUAGUGAAGGUGACUCUGCUAGUAGACCCAGUAGUCCUGACUCUGCUUCCGCUCCAGAAGACUCUUUGGCUUCUGGCAUUGGAGAUGAAGGGGCUGAUGAUGACAGCUUUGAAGAAUCUGCUACACCAUCACCAGGUAUGAAAUCGUUCCACCAUGACUUUUCUAGUGAAGAUAUUCCAAUGCAGAUUUCCAAAACAAGCCAUCAUCAAACUGUUUCUGAAGAUGCCAGCAAAUGUGAUGACAGCCAGAUUACAUUGGAUGUGAAAAAUCCACCAUUUGUGAAAAGUGAAUUUAUGCCAGAUUUGAAAGUACCAGCUCACAAAUACAACACAGACCCUCACAAAACUAUCCAGAACAGUAGUACAUUGAUUUCUGUGGUGCAAAAUAAUGCUGAGACUGUUGACAAGAAAAAACAUUUGGCAUCUGAGAAAAUGCAUCCAAAUGGAAUGGCACUUGAUUUACUUAAAGAACGUUCAGCACAAGAUGCUACCACUGUGGUUAAAGAAGGUCUUAUUCCACUGGAUCUAAGUGAAAAAUCAAGUAGAGAUGAGUUUUGCAGUAAGAGUGCUACUGAAUCUUUGAAGGCUGCAUUAGUUAUUCAUCAAUGUCCCUACUGUAGUCAUAAAACUUUUUAUCCUGAGGUUUUGUGGAUGCACAAAAGAAUUUGGCAUAAAGUCAGUUGUAAUUCCAUGGCUCCACAGUGGGUUCAGCAAAAUGGGUUUAAAAAUUUGAAAAAUAGUGUGCUUUUUCUUGUCAGAAAUGGACGCACUGGUCCCCCUCCAGCACUUGGUGGCAAAGAGUGCCAACCAUUGCCCAUUGCCAGGUUCACACGUACACAGAUGCCUAGUGUACCUUCAGCACCUAAAGGCAGCCCUGUAACAAUGGGAAACACUUCAAAGGCUAAUUGUGGAUCUCAGGUGCGUGAAAACUCUCGUGGGUUUAAUGGACCUAAAUCAGCAAGCUUGAAUGCACAACGACAGCCCAAAGUGGCACAUGCUCAGGAGCAAUACAGUUCAGUGGUACAACAGCCUGUGUCAAAGGCAAAGUAUGAUUCAAGCCCUAAACUGAACCAAGCUGGAAGCUACGGCAGAAGUCACACACCUGCUCAGACAUCUGUAUCAAGACAAAUUUUGCAGCCUUCUAGUAGUAAACAAUCCGAAAAAUACAUAAUUUCCCAAGGAGCACCUAGUUAUGCAUCUCCAAAUAAACUUUCUUUGCCUGAUGCGAUUAAAACCAAAUUCACAUUGUCACAACCACAAUUUCCAUUUCAUAAAGUAGAUCCACAUGUUAAACAGGAGAGCCCUCUAGUGCCUCAAAGGGAAUCUCAGGCCAAGAAUAUAAAUGAAGUUGGAACAGUGCCCAACUGUAGUGCUGGAUCCAAGUCAAGCUCUGUUUUGCAAACUCAGUCAAGUGCAACGGGUGCCUCUUCGCCUUUUCAACCAGUAAAACAAGAACAAGCACCUGAGGGCCACGAAAAGAAACUAGACAUUUUAAAUAUCUUUAAGACCUACAUUCCAAAGGACCUAGCUACACUGUACCAAAGUUGGGGAGCCAAUAAUAAUAAUUUGGACAAUGCAGGAAUGCUUAGGACACAAGCACGCCAAGGAGAUUAUGUUUGCAUCGAGUGUGGAAAGUGUUUCACCCAGCCAAGCCAUUUAAGGACCCACAUGAGGUCCCAUACAGGGGAGAGACCAUUCCAGUGCAGAUAUUGCCCAUACAGUGCCUCUCAAAAAGGGAAUUUAAAGACUCAUGUGCAGUGUGUACAUCGGGUACCUUUUGAUAACAGUGAAUACCCUGACAAACAGCUCCUCCGACCCCAAAGUGACAAUCCCACCAGUUACAUGGAGGACCAGCUGGAAAACUUGCCUUCUAAUCAUCAAGUCGCUGGAGCUGUUGCAUUGAAGUGA
Messenger RNA from Staurois parvus, 2681 nucleotides. Lineage: Eukaryota; Metazoa; Chordata; Amphibia; Anura; Ranidae. The record is from the annotation of a GenBank genome assembly.